CGCGCUGCAGCUAGUCUGCGUGCGUGAGUGGGAGGCGGAGGAGGGCCUGCGACUCCGGCCUUCCCGGCUGCCUGCUUCCGACGCCGCAUCUCCAGCCAUGAACCGGUUCGGCGCCCGGCUGGUGGGAGCCACGGCGACCCCGCCGCCGCCGCCGAAAGCCCGCAGCAACGAGAACCUGGACAAAAUCGAUAUGUCCCUGGAUGAUAUUAUCAAACUGAAUAGAAAGGAAGGAAAGAAGCAAAAUUUUCCAAGACUAAAUAGAAGACUUCAGCAAAGUGGUUCCCGGCAGUUCAGGAUGAGAGUGCGGUGGGGGACCCAGCAGAAUUCCGGUUUUGGUAAAACUAGUGUGAGCCGUAGAGGAAGAGUAUUGCCCGGAAAGAGACGUCCUUAUGGAGUUAUCACUGGCCUUGCAGCUAGAAAGGCAACUGGAAUUCGAAAAGGAAUUAGUCCUAUGAAUCGUCCACCUCUAAGUGACAAGAAUAUAGAGCGAUAUUUUCCGGCAUUAAAAAGGAAGACAAGCCUUCUGAGACAAAAUGAAGUACAAAGGAAACCAGUUGCAGUUCUUAAGAGAGCCAACCAGUUAAACAGAAAAAAUAACAUUCCAGCUAAUUUUACCAGGAGUGGAAAUAAACUAAGUCAUCAGAAAGAUACUCGUCAGGCAACUUUUCUUUUCAGAAGAGGCCUGAAGGUUCAGACUCAGUUGAACACGGAGCAGCUGCUAGAUGAUGUGGUAGCAAAGAGAACUCGUCAGUGGCGUACUUCCACCACAAAUGGAGGAAUAUUGACUGUGUCCAUUGACAACCCUGGAGCUGUACAGUGCCCCGUAGCUCAGAAACCACGACUAACUCGUACUGCUGUACCCUCAUUCUUGACAAAAAGAGAGCAGUCUGAUGUUAAGAAGGUUCCAAAAGGCGUCCCUCUACAGUUUGACAUAAAUAGUGUAGGAAAACAGACAGGGAUGACUUUGAAUGAACGAUUUGGGAUACUGAAAGAGCAAAGAGCCAGUCUUACAUUCAACAAAGGAGGAAGCCGAUUUGUAACUGUGGGAUAGAUCCACGUCAAAGGAACUCUUAAGUGUUGACUGUUUGAAAAGUUGAAUUGCUUGAAGAGUUCAUCAGAGAAGUUCAAGAAACUUUACUUCAGAAUAUUCACAAGCCUAAAUAACUUUAUUUUUGAAGGUUUUUUUUUUAAUGUAUAAAUAAUGCCCUGAAAGAAUAACAGGGAAUAUACCUAUCUGUUCAUAAAGAUUUCAUGGUUGGCCCAAACAAAGCAAUUCUUUAUUGACUUCUUAGAUUCCUCGUGAAGCAGAAGGAAGACAGAAAGAUAGACCUUGAUUAUUUUUAUGAGUGUGCUGUGUAGGACCUCAUCACUGUCGUCAGUUUUUAGACUUUGCCGUGGUUAGACUUGAGGAAUCAGUACCCUGUGUUGCUGUCACUUACCGCUCAUGUGCUGGGGUAGUAAGUACAGUUGCCGUUGUCAUGAGUGGGGUUUUUAAACUGGGGUAGAAUUUCAGUUUUGCCUCUUAAGAUGUAUGGAAAUAUUUAGAACUUGGCUCAUUUUUCCGUUAUUGUUAGAUAUUAACCCCCAGAGUUCUAAGCAUUUAGUAUUGAACUUUUAAUAAGAAUGUGGCUCUCAGGAUUAGUCUCAGAUCACAACGUGUCAGGGCUGGGAACGCUUAUUUACAGAGUUAUCUGACAGGGCCUUGCAGGAGAUGCCUGAUAGAAACCCCAAUAGUUUGUCUAAUUUAGUAAAUGCAGAAGACACGAAAGGCAGUAGCGAUUGAAGGAUCGGAAGCAGUAAAAACAAAAACCUGGGUCAUAGUUACACUCUGGAUUCUAGUGUCAUCUUGAGUCCGCUGUCCAUAGAUUCUUCUAUACGUGAUGCUUACAAGAAUUUCACUUUUUGAAAUGAAUUGACUCUGGGUAUUUUGACAGUACACUUAUUAGACAUAAAGUCUUAUGCUUCAUAUUCAAAAGAUUUUAGGCUUGUUAAGUUCAAUAAUUUACAAUUCCCCACACAAAAGUCUACUUGUAUAUGUCACAAAGAGAGAAAAAAAAGAAAAAUUAUACUGAAGUUAUACUUGACUGUACAUGUUCACUGUAUCUUGUAUCACUCAAAGUUCAGGCAUUCUAGAGAGAAAGAGUUUUUCUCUUACUCUGGAGAUCUGUUGUGCCAAGAUAGUACAGAGAAUCCUCACGUAGUUGUACAUCAUAAACUACAGUAAAAUGCCAAAAUGCAGCAACAUAUUCCAACUACGGGUUAUCGAGUAGUCAUUUUGAAGCUUAACCUUUUGUUUGCUAUGAUUUCAAAUCUUUGAGUGAAUAUUUAAGUAUCUCUGCUGUUCAUUUUUCCUGUAAAACUUAGACAAAGUACUCUGCUUUCUGCCCGUCUUCAUUGCAUCCUAGACUUCGUUGUCUUUGAUGCUCCUUGAGUUUCUUACUGGCUUAUGCUAGUCAUGGGAAAAUCAGCAACAAUUGUGUGCGUAUACCAAAGAUCUAAAUCUGAUCCUCAGUGUCGGUUAUUGCCAGUACUUCUACUUGAUAAGGGAAUUUUGGAAGCCAAUCACAGAAUUUGAAAAUAAACUCUAGUUUCUCCUUAGCUGUGAUGUUUUUCAUUGAGGCCAAGGACUCAUUAUAAAACAUUUUGCCAAUAUGAAUAUUUAUAUUUGGUUCAGGAACAAAACAUUUUAGAGUGGUUUGCUGGUAGCUUAUUUUAAAGCAAAGGAAAAACAACUGAGCGUGAACACUAUCUUUGGAACAAUUUGUGAAAAUACAGUAUAAAAGUCUUUGUUUCCUGUUGUUUUAAAUAUUCUUAUACAGAGGUUUUUAGUAAUUCCGUUUUUGGAAAAUCUUAAAAAUUGCCCAAAUGUUGACACUAAGUACAUUGGAAAACAGUAUCUUUGGUAUAGUAAAUGUUUGCUCUUCAUUCAUCUGUUUUUUCUUUCAAAGUAAAUUUUGCCUUUGAUACAACUAAGUUAAAACUCGUGUGUGCUAACAUAUUGUAUAUAAACAAAACAAUAUGCUUUGUUGGAGGAAAAUUUCCUUUCUUGGAAUGUGGUUGUAGUCAUCCUUGUUCAGUUUUUGAAGCCUUUUUUUUUUUUUAAUUUAAACAGGGUGCAACUUAAAAUUUCCUUUGCAUCAAGGUGUAUGCAAAACAUUGAUGCAGUGCAUCACAAAAUGAAAGUUUGUAUUUAAUGAGGAGGUGCUUUACACUGUACUUUUUGGUGUUUUUUGGAAAAGUUACAUUAGAUUUAUUCUGAAGCUGUUCAUUUUUGACAAAUAAAAUGUAACAGGUUUCACAUGAGUUAUUCUGAGCUAUAAA
Messenger RNA from Peromyscus leucopus (white-footed mouse), 3321 nucleotides. RefSeq names its product forty-two-three domain containing 1 (gene Fyttd1). Gene Ontology annotation, biological process: mRNA export from nucleus. Gene Ontology annotation, molecular function: mRNA binding. The coding region runs from base 98 to 1051 and encodes 317 amino acids. The record is from RefSeq and is a predicted model, not a curated record. NCBI's taxonomy places the organism in Eukaryota, Metazoa, Chordata, Mammalia, Rodentia, Cricetidae. The transcript has 9 exons.